Messenger RNA from Saimiri boliviensis boliviensis (Bolivian squirrel monkey), 1053 nucleotides. RefSeq names its product TNF superfamily member 10 (gene TNFSF10). The record is from RefSeq and is a predicted model, not a curated record. Gene Ontology annotation, biological process: immune response. Gene Ontology annotation, molecular function: tumor necrosis factor receptor binding. NCBI's taxonomy places the organism in Eukaryota, Metazoa, Chordata, Mammalia, Primates, Cebidae. Gene Ontology annotation, cellular component: membrane.
AAUUCGGCGAACUUUCAUUUUCUGCUGACAUAAAAGAAACAGAAAGGCGGGCUUCAGUAACCGGCUGCCUGGCUGACUCAGAGCACCCAGACUCCUGCAGGAUCACCGCUAUGAUGGAGAGUCAGGGGGGACCCAGCCCGGGGCAGACCUGUGUGCUGAUCCUGAUCUUCACAGUGCUCCUGCAGUCCCUCUGUGUGGCCGUAACUUACCUGUACUUCACCAAUGAGCUGAAGCAAAUGCAGGACAAGUACUCCAAAAGCGGCAUUGCUUGUUUCUUAAAAGAAGAUGACAGUUCCUGGGACCCCAGUGACGAAGAGAGUAUGAACAGCCCCUGCUGGGAAGUCAAGUGGCAGCUCCGUCAGCUCGUUAGAAAGAUGAUUUUGAGAACCUCUGAAGAAACCAUUUCUACAGUUCAAGAAAAACAACGAGGUGUUUCUCCCGAAGUGAGAGAAAGAGGUCCUCAGAGAGUAGCAGCUCACAUAACUGGGACCAGAGGAAGUGGCAACACGUUGCCUAUUCCAAACUCCAAGAAUGAAAAGGCUCUGGGCCGCAAAAUAAACUCCUGGGAAUCAUCAAGGAGUGGACAUUCAUUCCUGAGCAACUUGCACUUGAGGAAUGGCGAGCUGGUCAUCCAUGAAAAAGGGUUGUAUUACAUCUAUUGCCAAGUCUACUUUCGAUUUCAGGAGGAAAUCAAAGAAAACAGAAAGAACGACAAACAAAUGGUCCAGUAUAUUUACAAAUACACAAGUUAUCCUGACCCCAUACUGCUGAUGAAAAGUGCUAGAAAUAAUUGUUGGUCUAAAGAUGCAGAAUAUGGACUGUAUUCCAUCUAUCAAGGGGGAAUAUUUGAGCUUAAGGAAAACGACAGAAUUUUUGUUUCUGUAACAAAUGGGCACUUGAUAGACAUGGACCAUGAAGCCAGUUUUUUUGGGGCCUUUUUAGUUGGCUAACUGACCUGGAAAGAAAAAGCAAUAAUCUCAAAGUGACUUUGAGUUUUCAGGACGAUAUACCAAGAAGCUAUUCCAAACAAACUAACAAAAAAACAACAAAAAG